Messenger RNA from Diachasma alloeum, 5172 nucleotides. RefSeq lists its product as uncharacterized. Lineage: Eukaryota; Metazoa; Arthropoda; Insecta; Hymenoptera; Braconidae. The coding region runs from base 771 to 2546 and encodes 591 amino acids. The transcript is spliced from 13 exons. The record is from RefSeq and is a predicted model, not a curated record.
UCUCGCCAGUGUUCACAGUCGUAUGUAUGCUCGGGCAGUCGAGGCUGCUGCGCGUUGUGUUUCACAAAACCGGCGCGUUUUACGUUUAUACCCACAUACACUACCCCUUGCUACCCAUUCGACGCCAUUGUUACCGUACUUGACGCCGACUGAUUUGUUUAAACAAUUUUUCCCCAGUGUGUAAUUAAAAAAACAAACAAAACCGCCCAGAACUGGUGUAACAUCUCGUGACAAUAGCUGUGGAUACCGGAGUACUAUCGACCUUGGCAACGUCCCGGAAGCCAGGGGUAAGAGCCCAAUCUCCAGUUCAUCUCGUUUGUCAUCUGUAAUUCUAGGGCUCAGGUGAAUCGUUAUGUCGGGGGAAUAAUAUCGGCGAUUGAGGCGAUCUCGUCAAGCCGUGGUCAGAGAUUUUUUUGUUUACCCCCGGGGGGAAAACAAUUGCCCGAUAAAGGAGACUCACCCCAGUGUUUGUUUAUUUACACAAUUUUAAUCGCCAACUCUGUAAUACAACUCUCCACUGAACUCACGAGUACUGAUUUAACGGAUUCAGAGAGUCAACGGUAACAAACGAGAUCUUUAUCAUUGAUUAAUUCAGUCACCAAAGCUCGUGGAAAUAGUAACCUUCGAGUGAGUGUGUUUACAAGUGCAGUGGUGUUAUGUGCAUUAUGUGAUUUCGUGCUUGGGCUUUCUGGUUUUUUUGUGCCCCGGAGUUGAGACCAUAUUUAUUUUGACACAAGCCGGGAAAUACUCGGAAGGAUACUGCGUGAAGGAUGCAGGGACUGGCGUGUCAGAGAGGGAGGACCCUGGUGCUUCUGCUACUGGCUCUUCUACCCCUCGCUAACGGGGCCUGCGAAUUUCCGGCAGGCUGGGCGGGACAAUGGUUCCAGUCCGGAAAACCAUCACCAGUCACUGUUAAUGCUACCAACAUUGGUGAACGUACCUGCAUUGAGAAGAAGGGGGAUAUCUACGUCGUUUAUGAUAAUUCCACUUCUGGCGAAAACUACAACUGCCUAAUAAUAAACGACCGUCACUCGAACGUCAUCCAGUUUCGCGAAGUUGGAUAUGGACACAGAUCGCCGAUGAAACUCGAGGAGAUGUGCCAGGCGACGACGACAGACGACAGUCUCUUCACCAUGUUCCGGCUGAAUCCUACCCCCAUACCCUGUCCAUUCCAAGGACCACCCUUCACGUUUACUUACAAUCGAGGGACCGGAGAGUGUGCGCAACCUGUCAGUCAUGCUGAGGGCUGCACCGAGGAGAGUAAACUAUUACUCAAGUAUCAGGCGUGUCCUGAUGUGCCUGGAUCGGAGUCCAACACGGAAGAACUGCAGUGCCUGGCAACCUGGAAGGACGGGAGAAACAAAUAUUUGGUUGGUACACUCAAGCUAUUUGGAAGGAAUGCCGUAACUAACGAGGAAACGUUCAGAUGCUUCCUAUACGAAAAAAAUACCCACCACCGCAGUGGAGAGGUAACCUACGUCCUCGCCCAGUCCGGCGACUCGACAUGUAGUGCUCUGAAUUCCGUUGCCGAGGGCUCACGUACCAUCAAACUGACAAAAGUCGAUCGAGAGCACAACAGAUGCAAGUAUCCCGCCUGGGUGACGAGACGCCAUCAAUGGCGCACUCUCGAUCACUCGAGAAAUUACCACUUUACAACUGGUAAUGCAACAUUGCGCGUUAAAGAUGAUCAUUCACACGUGGAGAGAAUAGUAUGUCACAAUUUAGAGAAGAGCGAUGAUGAUGGAGGAAAUAAAGUUAAACUUGUUGCGCAUAUUACCAAAGGAUGCGAUAUUGGCUACGUCUGCAUGAUCUUCCACAGAAGAGCCGGAAACGUUAUCGAGCUCCAGCAAUCAGAUCGGAAAACCAUCGUACCAGAGGAGGCAUGCCAGGAGGAUCUGUCGGACAUGCCGUAUACAACGCUAAUAUCCUCGACAAUGGAGAAAAGAAAAUGUCCUCAACCAGGCCGAUACACAGUCAUUGAUUACUCGACAUCUGGUGUUCUCUCCACCACUCCACGGCGUCAACGAAGAGGUGUGCAAGGUAUGCGACCAGCCCAGAAAUUGACUUGGCAAGAGGACAGUGAGGACGAGGAGUGCAACGUAUCUGAGCUACAGAUUGGAUGUGGUUCAUCCGAUCAGAGUGAAAUGAUUAUUGCGAAUACGUGUGAACGUGACCAACUUGUGUACACGUGCCACGACAGCUGGCAGGACAAGAAAGGUACACAUUACAUGAUAGUGUCACAACCGGAGAGUGAGCCUGGCGUUGUUAAGACAUUCUGCUUCACGAUGAGAUGGGAAGAUCCACCGUCUAAAUCACCUGGUGGUAGAGGCUCUAGGCUGGAACAUCAGGAGCAAGAAUUAUGGCUGUCAAGACCAGCGCGGGAGUUUCAAACAGGAGCCAACGAUCAAUGGACUUACAGGCUGGCCAGUCAAGGCAUCUGUGAAGAUGUAACAAGAGCCAGUGCAGCCUCCUCCUCGUCCUUGUCGAGAGUCUCCCUGGUUCUUGCUGCUGGUGCUGCGAUUCUCUGCAAAUUACUAUCGAGAUGAUGUGUAUAAACUCCUGAUAAUUAUAUUCGGGCCUAGUUACAAAAAGGAACAAAAACCACAUACUCAGCUUCAAUGCAUUCAUCGAUGAUGAAUCAACUGAACUAACUUGAGGAAGCUGUACAGUUUGUGUAUGGUUGCUUUUGAAUGGUUUCCGAGAGUAAUGAGCAAAAAUGAUAAGCUGAGUGUGAGAAUAAUGUGAAUGAAAUUGUAUACGUUGAGGUUGACUCAAGGCAAAGACACUUGCGCCUUUUCACAUUAGUCAUUUUCUAGUCUUUCUCCAUCCUCGACGUUGAAGAAUGAGUAAUGUGGGAGGACAAUAGUCACUGACAGUGAUCGAAAUGCACGAAUUCAUCGUGAACAAUUCUCCCAUUGGUAUUUUAAAAUUGUAAAUAAUGUUCAUGUUAUUUUAAUGGAUUUUGUAAAUUAAGUAAUUCGAAUUGUUGAAAACAAUUCCACCAGAGGUGAAAUUUUUUAGCUUUUAUUUUCGAGCAUUGGGGAAAAUCCUCAAGAUAUUGUUUGUUAUUGAGGGGUAAGUGGGGUGAAACGUACACUUCUGACUUUUGCUGAAAUGUUAAUGAGAUGUUGAAUUAUCACUGAAAUGGAGGAAUUUUGUUUUCAUGGAGACCACAAUUCUUUCCUUGUGUGAUGAGCCUGGACUGAACUCAAUACGUGUUUCUGAGUCAUGAGCAUUGAAAAAAUGUCAAUAGUGUUCACUCUGCCCCACCCUCCCCUCCGUUGACGGCAGAACUGUUCACGAAGAAUUUUCAACGUUUGGAUGGAUAUCAUUGCCUGAAGAACAAUUCAAUAUCUCCAAAUACUGUUGGGUAACAUUGAAUCUGUCACAGCAAUUCCUGUUGUCCCUCGUUUCUGUAUUAAACUAGAUCGACGUCUCAAUUGGGAAACGAGGGAGAUACCGAUGCAAAUGGAUUUGCAAUUACCAAACAAAACCCCAGCAGUUGUUCAUGACAGGAUUAAUGUCAAUACCUCUUGUCUAUUCAAGUUGUCCAGUUGACGAAAAACCACACUGGGCUCAUAAUUGCCUAAUAUUUCUAAAUCAAUGGAACAAAUGGGAUUCAUCGUUUUGUUGAGAUCAAAGCCUCCAGACCAGUUGUAAGAUGAUAUUAGAUAUGUGAAAAAUAAUAAACGAUGAAAAUUGUAAAUACGAUCAGGGUAUGAGUGAUCGACGUUCGUGUGUCGGAAGAGAUUACAACAUUAUGGAAAUUGAUAAAUAAAUCGAAUGUCAGACUUUCGAUUGGUUUGUGAUCCAACUGACUGAGCGGCGUUACCGAUCGGUGGAUACGACGAAAAAAAGAAUUAUAAAUUAAAUUGAUGAAAAAAAGAGAGGAAAAUAAAUGAUAAGAGAUAAAGAAACAAUUUUUAUUCACUUAGCUAGUUGCACAUCUGUAUAUAAAUGAUUUAAAUAAUGUAUAAAGACUGUUUUUAAGGGAGUAUAUAUUGAAAAGAGGUUUACGGUUUAUUGAUAUUAUUAUAUGAAUAAAUAAAUGAAAAAUGGAGGGAUUCUUUUUUUUUAUGAAAAUCCGAGGAACGAUUCUUAACUGGAUUUAAGAUUUUUUAAGGGCAGGCCAAUGAUGAAGAAAAUGAAAAAUUCUUAAAUAGUUUAAUAAUGGAAAAAAGGAACACUUGAGAGAUGUUACUGUACUUAUGGUGGAGGAAAUUCUUGCUGACCACGUUCGUAUCACAGAGUAACAAAUCUUUUUUUAUUGAUUUUAUUACAGACAGAUCUAGUUAUUUAUCUUCAGCAUCAACGAAUUGUUUACCUAAUUAUUAUGGCCUAUCUUGUGGUUCAUAAUGCAGAUGUAGGAUUCAUAGACUCUGUGGUAUUCGACACGCCUAAGCACAAACAUAGCCAAAAGGAAAUUUUGAAGAUGAGAGAGAAAUGUUUAAACUAUAAACUCCUCGAUAAACUUUUUUUAUUGUACAUAACUAGGUAUUUUUUAUGAAUGGCUUGUAAUUCGGUAUUCGAGAAUGGAAGGCCCAUGUAAAUCAGUAUAAUUUGUUUUUACGAUUAUUUGAUUUCAGUGCUUGAGUUUAUGAUUGAAAAGUGAGGGGAACGAUUGAUUUUUAAUGGAAGAAUAACGGCAGCUGAGGGAUUUCUAUAUUUCCAUAUCACUGAGGGCUUCUCGAGAUGUAUUGUAAAUAAUUAACGAAUACCGGGUGACAAGCCCUUACCUGACGUCAUUUUUAAUACGAAAAAAAUACAAAAUAAAGAAGUACUAAAUUCAAAAAGACGGAUUAACACAAUUUCUAGGUAUUUAGUGGAGGCAUAAACAUACAGUUUUUUGAAAUCCUGAAAAUCUGUAAAUUAAAAGAAAAAAUUUAAAUACGAGAUUAACUAAUUCAAAGAAAUUUAAUGAGAAUCCAAUGUGUAAGUGUGUGUUAAGUGCCACGGAAAGACGCUAUAAAUUGAACAAAAACCCAUGUUUUUAAAUAAAUAAAAGGAAUAAAUGAAUGAAGUGAUCAACCGAUUAUUAAACCGAUCAAGUGUACAAGAAGUAUAUAUAUAUUUUUCGUUUAUCACUGUGAUGAUUACCUAAUUAUUAUAAAUAUUAGUAGAUAAGGCAGUUUGAGUGUUGUUUUUUCUUGCCACUUGUAUAGUAAACGAAAA